CUGAGCGUUGACGUGUUGUUCUGAUUCUGAAAUGCUGCCAGAUGUAAUGGCACACAGCAGCUACAGUAUGUUCAACAUUCACACUUUGAGGAAAUAAUUGGCUGUGAAAUCAGGAAAAGACAGGCUAGGAAUAUUUUUAAGGCUUUUUUUUUUUUUUACUACUUAAUGCAUAAUACUAAUAUUUUGGUGAAUGUCGUGUCCAAAAAAUUAAGUCCCUUCUCAGGAUAUAAAACAAACAAGAUAGAAACAAAAUCAAGAGUACUGACUAAUUACUGUCUUUCAGAGAACAUCUUAGUUUUUCCCUCCAUUUUUUUUCAUUUUUUCUUCCUUCCUCCCUCCUUCCAGGCUUUUUUCCUGUGGGUAUGAUGGGAGAUGCAGCUGGAUAUUACACCCCCCUCUACGCUCCCAUUCAGAUACAGAAACGCGGUCUUCCUCUCCUCUCUCUCUCUCUCUUUCUCUCCCCCCCUUCAUGUCUGUCUAACUCUGCGGAGAGGUAAACAGAAGGGGAGAUCUCAUUUAGUUCCUGAACUGUUGCAGCGCUCCGUGCUGCUGCUCACUCUUUUGAAUCUUGGUCAUUCAGAGGCACCAAAGAGACAAAAAAAAAAAUCUUGGACUGGACUCGCAACUCGGAAGCAUUUACAGAAGGAGAGAAGGCAAGAAUUAAAAAGAGCGACAGGGAUCAGAGGAGUGCAACGUUUUGCACACAAUGAGCGUCCAGCUGCCAUGGAGAAAACAUGAGCAACUGCAGGAAUAUGAGGAGUAAUGCUGCUGAGUGAACUUUUGUGGAUAUCACUGAAUUCAUUCCCUUAAACUUUGGGGGGGGGGGAGUUUACUGUAAAGACAGAAAAGGUGGGACACUGGAGACGGAAACUCUCUGAGAAGCAUGGCGGCCACCAGCCCUUCCUCCUGCCACCCUUUUCUCUUCUUCUUCCUUUCCUUCCUGGUCAGCCAGCCAGCGGUCACCCAGGACACUUCCUUCUCCACGGCGACAGUAACCGAGGGGGACCCUGCUUUGACCCCCACCAAACUGUCUAACCAGACAGCGCCCAGCUUGGAGGACGUAACCCAGGGCACUCCUCCGGAGACGGGGCUCUCCACCACCACCAGCGGUGGCGACGCCGACGACGAGGACGUCCCGCCGGUUGGAGGGACCCGUUGCCAGGGUUACUACGACGUAAUGGGCCAGUGGGACCCACCGUUUAACUGCAACGCUGGGGUCUUCCUGUACUGCUGCGGCACCUGCUUUUACCGCUUCUGCUGCCAGUUCCGUCAGCAGAGGCUGGACCAGACCAUCUGCUCCAACUACGACACGCCCAUCUGGGCCAACACCGGGAAGCCUGUGGCCACCAUCACUGAAGGCCAGGGGGAUUCAGACCGCGACCGGACGCACCUCAUCGUUUACAUCAUUUGCGGCGUUGUUGCUGUCAUGGUGUUGGUGGGCAUCUUCACCAAACUGGCUCUGGAGAAGACCCGAGGAGGAAGUGGAGGAGGGGCGGGGAUACCUCAGACUGACCUCAACUCCAGGACGCUGACGGACCUGCUGAAGCAUCAGGGCAGCGAGGCGAGCUCAAUGGAGAACGCCGCGGCUGGAUCGCCCAGCGGAGGGAGAGCCAACGGCGUCUCAGCCAGGAUGCCACGCAGCAGGAGUGAACAGUACCAGCUGAAUAAUGCAGCCUAUGGCGCAUUUGGACAGGGCCUUCCGCAGCCGCAUAAUAACCACAGCACACUGGGACUCAACAAGUACGCCUCCCUCAAAGCUGUGGCAGAAACCGCUUCCCGUAGCUACUAUAAGAGCUUUCCUGUCAUGGACUUCUCCAGUUACCAACCCGUAGCGCCUCCUGCCUUCCAGCCCUCGCAGCCCAAGGAGAAGUCCUACAUCCACCAGCCUCUGCCUGGGCACCGCGACCUCCACACCCCUCUGUCCAUCUCCAUCCCGUCCAACCACCUGGAGCACUCGCGCCUCCCCAAGACCACCACGCACCCGUUCAUCUCCAACUCGGCCUUCAAAGCCUGGGAACCGGCCGGCCGCCACAUCCACAGGAAGACCUCCGCUCCGGCGCACACUUCCUCCUCUCUGCACGGCUCCACCCGGAGACACGGCUACUCAACGCGGCGGCAGCAGAGCAUAGAGAACCUGCAAGAAGUGGCUAACCAGUCCUACGCAGGUAUGUACGGAGGAGGAGGGGGAGGCGGAGGAGGAGGGCAGGGUCGCCACGGCCACGGCCAGCACACUUCUCAACCCUCAUACUACAACCACACCAGGCCGAAGAGCUACUCCACCCACAGCGCCACCGAGGUGACUGUCUGAGUGUUUCAGUGAGAGUGACCUACCGCAAUGCUAAACUCAAGAAAAACUUUGGAGCCAGCCAGGUACUGCACUUCCUUACAGUCCAACAUGACCGGGGGUUAAGCAAGGACACGCCUUCCAAUGUACACGAUAAAAGCAAGAGCUCAGAUUUUCAAUGUGUGGAAAAAAACCAGGAGACAGACUCAUUGCUACUCAUGAAGGACUCACUCUAGAAGAUGGGUUAAAAACACACUCAGGCUCCUCUCUGCUCCAUGGGGCUUGUAGAUGUUUAACCGCUGCAGUUUUACUGUAUCACAGGAUUACGGUUGAUCAAGCCCUGUAGAGAUCCGGUCUGGAGGAAACUAAUGUUUCUCUGUUUAUAUUUUAGAACUCGGAGCUUGGUUUUGUCCACAAACAUGGUUUUAUUUUUAAUGCUUUGGUUUUAAUAUGGAUGUCGGAGGAGCAAAUUCCAAACUUCUGUUAGCCUAGUAAAGGUUCUGGUAACUAGCCCGGAUAUGAGACCAAAAACCAAUUAGUCACACUGUAAUUAGUUCCUUUAAUCCAAAAAAAAGAGCCACAUUUUAGGGAACUUAUAUCAUGGUUUCUUGCCUGGAGUAAAGAUAGUGAAUCAGUAACACUGCUAUGCUAUAUGGCAGAGUUGGGAGUAGACGGAGUUCGCUAACUCCAGCGGCGUUAGCUGCCUGGCUAACCAGCUAAUCAUAUUAAGUCCGGGGUUAAACAAUGAGUGCUCAUUUUACCAGAGUCUGGUACGGCCCAGAACUUUGACACAAAAAACACAGAAACACUCAGUAUAUUUUCAUAACAGAAGAGGAAAAGGCUCAUUUUAGCAUUUUUCAUUGUUUUUUAAUCAAAUGUGCUAAUUACAGCAACAUAAACCAUGAUACAGAAAUAUGUAUCUCAUCCAAUGGGAGAAGCAUAUAAAAUAAAAAAAUUGGCUUACUAUAACUGCUUUUUGUUCCUGUAUUUAUAAUAAUGCAAUCAGGUUUGUCAAGCAAAUUAUUUGAAAAGCUAGCAUACAAGCUAAUAUUACCACUAGUCUUUUUGCUAACUU
Molecule: messenger RNA, 3359 nt
Organism: Xiphophorus hellerii (green swordtail)
Lineage: Eukaryota; Metazoa; Chordata; Actinopteri; Cyprinodontiformes; Poeciliidae
Gene: shisa8b
Product: shisa family member 8b
Exons: 5
Coding region: 884-2308 (474 amino acids)
Biological process (GO): regulation of AMPA receptor activity; regulation of short-term neuronal synaptic plasticity
Cellular component (GO): AMPA glutamate receptor complex; postsynaptic membrane; postsynaptic density
Source: RefSeq, a predicted model, not a curated record